Jatropha curcas is the source of this 1018-nucleotide messenger RNA. The record is from RefSeq and is a predicted model, not a curated record. Lineage: Eukaryota; Viridiplantae; Streptophyta; Magnoliopsida; Malpighiales; Euphorbiaceae.
CAAGGGCGGCGCUGCCAUGGAAAUCAGAGUACCUGAAGAAAUUGUAGGGCAGAUAUUCUCAAAGCUACCGGCUAAAUCACUACUGCGUUUCAAGUGCUUAUCAAAAUCAUUGAAUUCUCUAAUCUCUAGUCCAAACUUCAUCAGGUCACACGUCCCACGAUCCCAAGGUGAUUUACCCAAAUUUGUUUGUGGUUCAUAUUUCUUUGAUGUUAAUACUGCAGUAGAAGCUAAGCCAGUUAAUGUCUCAGGCGCUGAUUUUGACUCUAACUAUUAUUCUAUCAUCGUAUGGAAUCCUUUGAUUAGAGAAUAUCGAAUAUUACCAAUGCCUGCAAGUGGUGAUUAUGUGUCUUAUGGUUUAGGUUAUGACUCUGUUACUGAUGAUUAUAAGGUGGUACAAUGUGGGUAUAGCAAAAAUCACUUGAUAAAGCAAAAUGCACUCAUUGUUCUUUCAUUGAAAUCGAAUUCUAUGCGAAAGCAUGAAAAUUUGAAGUUCAAUAUUAGUUAUGGUCAGGCAGGGACAUUUCUGCAUGGAGCUCUUCAUUGGGUGGCAGAAUUGGCAAAUUCCGGCUGGGUGGCGGAUUUUGCAAAUUCUGGGAAGAUUAUUGUUGCUUUUAACUUGGCAGAUGAGAAAAUAGUACAGCUGAAACUUCCUAAAGACAAUAAUGGUGUUCGUGGGAAUAAGUAUGAAUUAAGUGUCAUUAAAGGGUGCCUUUGUUACUACACUAUAAGCAGGAAUUCGACAUUUUGUUUAAAUAUUUGGGCAAUGAAAGAAUAUGGUACGACAUCGUCUUGGACCAAACUGAUAACCAUCCCACAAAAGAGAAUGCACAAAGUUUUAGGACAUUUUUGUUUUACAGGUAAUGCAGUUUUUAUGGUUAGUAAGUUAUGUGGUGGUAAUGCAAAAUUGAUACGGUACGAUUUGAAGAAUAAGAAAUUGAAGACAUUUGAGACUUUUGAACGUGUGCUUCCUAUAAUGGUAUCCUUCAUGGAGAGUUUAGUUUCACCAAUAUCAAAUUAA